Molecule: messenger RNA, 1000 nt
Organism: Anopheles coustani
Lineage: Eukaryota; Metazoa; Arthropoda; Insecta; Diptera; Culicidae
Product: probable palmitoyltransferase ZDHHC24
Exons: 1
Coding region: 32-895 (287 amino acids)
Biological process (GO): protein targeting to membrane; peptidyl-L-cysteine S-palmitoylation
Cellular component (GO): Golgi apparatus; endoplasmic reticulum
Molecular function (GO): protein-cysteine S-palmitoyltransferase activity
Source: RefSeq, a predicted model, not a curated record
AAGUGUAGGAUAAUUUUACAUUUUUGGAACGAUGAAAAUAAGGAAACAUAUACUCCCGCGUACGCUACAAGAUGCCGUGGCUACAACGUUCAUGGCCGGCAUCAUUCCGGUAACGUUUUGGUUCGAAGUGUACGUCGUCAUUCCGGGUAUCCAUGGUGCGGACUCCGUGUACAAUUGGGUGCAUUUCAUUCCUGCCGUCCUGUUGCUGUUCAACGUGACCGCACACAUGCUGGCAACGGUCCUCUGCGACACCAGCAGCUCGACCGAGCUGAUCCCAGCCCCACCGAACAUUGCCAGCGGUGGUGCCGGACUUGGCUCGAAGACAUGGCAUGUGUGCGCGACGUGCGAGUUCCUAGCGCCACCGCGUUCCUGGCACUGUGCAAGCUGCCGUACGUGCAUCCUCAAACGGGACCAUCAUUGCGUUUUCACCGGUUGCUGCAUUGGUCACAAAAACCACCGCUACUUCAUCAUGUUUAUAGCGUAUCUGUUCGUUUCGACGUUGUACGCGAGUGUACUGAACAAUUAUUUCCUCUGGUUCGUACGCGGCGAGGAGUUCCGCAACUGGACAUCACUGGUGAAGAUCGUUUUUCCCCUGGCCAUGCUGAUGAUCGACAUCUCGACCAAGCAGUACUAUCUGGUGAUCUACCUCAUUAACAUGGUUGGCGUUAUGUUCACCGGAGUGCUGCUAGUUUAUCACGGGCGGCUCAUCCUAUCCGGGGCAGUCGUACAUGAGCGAAAGGCCCCCGAGUAUGACAUGGGGCCAGGGGAGAACAUUCGGAUGGUGCUCGGUAACCGGUGGUAUCUGGCGUGGAUAUCACCGUUCGUUCGAAGUGAUCUACCCCACAAUGGAGUCAACUGGGACACGCUUCAGAAACAGACGAUUAAAAGUAAAUGAACAAUUUCACAUUCAAUAGAGCAUAGAUGCAACACUUUAUCUAUCGCAUUUUGUACUGAAUCAAAGUGCUUUAUUGCGCACAAUUUGUGGCCAACCUUUUAAAAA